This is a messenger RNA of Cuscuta campestris, 952 nucleotides long. The record is from the annotation of a GenBank genome assembly. NCBI's taxonomy places the organism in Eukaryota, Viridiplantae, Streptophyta, Magnoliopsida, Solanales, Convolvulaceae.
GUUUAUGGGAACUAAUCCGAGAUUUGUGCGAUCCCCUUCCUUCGGCUACUUUUCCGCAACCUAGUCGCGCCUCCUUCUCCACUUUGGAUCUCCCAGGCUGCUUCAGCUCGGGUCGGUCCAGGCCCAAACAUUAAGGUCGGCCCAUUACCAGCACACACUCCCAUGGGUACCUGAACGCCUCUUGGGCACGAGACUUGGGCCGCCUGUCAGGCAUAGGCUUCCCUUUGGAUACUCGAGAUUGCUAGCCGGACGCACGCCCACUAGUCUGCCUUGGAUGAGAUGAAAGAGGCAACCGAGGUCGAGAAGAAGGGGCUACGAGACGAGGUCGCCCGCCUCGCGAAGGAGCUAUUGGAGAAGAAGAGUCGCAGCUCCAACCUCGCGAGGGAGCUGUUGGAGGAAAAGAGUCACAGCUCGACCCUCGAGAGGGAGAAUCGCGACCUGCAAGGUUGCUCUGCUUGGUUGGAGGAGGAGAAAAACUUACUGUCCUCCGAGGUGGGGUCCAUCUCUGCCCGAGUGGUCGAGCUGGAGGAAGAGAAGGUUGACUUGAGCUGCCAAUUGGAGGCUGAGAAGGGCGACUUGGCCCGUCUCUUGGAGGAGGCGGUUGAGACUUUCAAGGCUUCCCCCAAGUUCGCUGCGAUUGCCAUGGGACAUAUGAAUAAGCUGGUCCACAAGUGGGUCGUGACCAAGCCCGAGGGAGACUGGUGGGUUGAGAAAGCAAAGAAAUCCUUCCAAUGUGGACUCUUUCAGGCCCAGCAGGUCUUCCGCAGCAAGCUGGCCAUGCUUCCCAAGGGACUUCUCUUCCCGAUUUCGGCCUCCCAUGAUAAAUCGACACCCCAAGUGUCGUCAAUUCUGCCUCUCAUCUUCAUCAAGAUCUUCACAAUCUCUUCCCAAGUGCCUUUCUUCCAUCUAGCUGCCCCUCCCCAUUGGUGACCACAGUAGAGGUGGUUGCCGG